Phytophthora infestans T30-4 is the source of this 3120-nucleotide messenger RNA. RefSeq names its product ER degradation-enhancing alpha-mannosidase-like protein. Gene Ontology annotation, molecular function: calcium ion binding; mannosyl-oligosaccharide 1,2-alpha-mannosidase activity. NCBI's taxonomy places the organism in Eukaryota, Oomycota, Peronosporomycetes, Peronosporales, Peronosporaceae. The coding region runs from base 1 to 3120 and encodes 1039 amino acids. The transcript has 2 exons. Gene Ontology annotation, cellular component: membrane; endoplasmic reticulum. Gene Ontology annotation, biological process: mannose trimming involved in glycoprotein ERAD pathway; endoplasmic reticulum mannose trimming; carbohydrate metabolic process. The record is from RefSeq and is a predicted model, not a curated record.
AUGCGUGGAGAAAAAUGUCUACGCUAUCACGUGGCUGGUACGUGGUGGCACUACGAGUGGUGCUUCGAUCGCCACGUGCGGCAGUUCCAUCCUCUCCCCAAGGGCGAAAAUACGAAGGAGAAUAGCAUAAUGCUGGGAGUAUUUAACCCACAAAAACCUGAGCCAUUGCGGGUCUUAGCCGUGGACAAUCUGGCCAGACUCGCAGACCCAGACCGGAUGGGUUAUAUGGCUCACCAGCGAUACAACUCGGGCGAUUUCUGCGAAGCACGAGAGGCUCGUCGCUCUGUGAAGCUCCAAGUUAAAUGCUGUGCACUCCAUGAUAACGAGACUUACGUAGACUCAGUGGAUGAAAAAGCGCCGUGUGAUUACGAGAUGAACGUGUGUUCGCCCGUGGCUUGUGGGCUGAUGCAGAGAGACCAGUUUGUCCUUACAGCACCAACAUCCAUGGAAGAGGACGAACGCAAAGCACUGACUAAGACAGUGAGAGACAUGUUCUAUCACGCGUACAAUGGUUACUUGACACACGCCUUCCCACAGGAUGAUCUACUGCCACUUUCGUGUAAAGGAGGGGAGUUUGAGCUCGGACGACUGCCGAUGCUUACGCUGAUCGAUACAUUGGAUACCUUAGCGUUGCUGCAAGACGCGACGGAGUUCAGAAGAGCAGUAGGACUGGUGGUGGAGAACGCAGACUUUGAUUUAGACACGGAGGUCUCUGUCUUUGAGACGACAAUCCGAAUGCUCGGAGGCCUGUUAUCAGCUCAUCUCUUCGCAGUGAAUACACAGUUAAAGUUGUAUCCAGACGGUGAUUAUGACGACGCUCUGCUGAGGCUUGCUGUGGAUCUGGGCGACCGUCUGAUGCCUGCGUUUGACACCGUUACGGGGAUUCCAUACGGCACUGUGAACUUGAAAUAUGGUGUACCCAAGGGAGAAACGCCAAUUGCUUCGACUGCUGGUGCUGGAUCGCUCUCAGUGGAGUUUACCAUGUUGAGUGUACUGACUGGCGAGCCCAGAUACGCUACUGCGUCACGAGGAGCGGUACGUGCGCUCUUCCAGCGUCGGUCGAAACUUGGAUUGCUUGGGAAACAUAUCAACACGAAGACUGGCGAGUGGACAGAGACCUCGUCAGGUCCAGGAUCCAAUUCAGAUAGCUUUUACGAGUAUCUGAUGAAGAUGUACGAGCUGUUUGGCGACCGUGAGGCCUUGGAGAUGUUCGCGCAAGUUUAUCCGGCGGUGCUGGUUCAUAACAAACAUGGAGACUGGUACACCGAUGUGUCCAUGUAUACAGGUUGCCAUCAUCACAGUGGGAGCUCAGCUAUCAUCUUUGAAAGCCUGGCCUCUUUCUGGCCAGGGAUGCAAGUUGCUGCGGGGGAUUUACAGGUUGCAGCGGAGUCAAUGAACGCCUUUUAUCGGGUAUGGAGAGACUAUGGAUUUCUCUCGGAGCAGUUCAAUGUUGGGGAUUGGAAGCCUGUCAAGUCACGAGGUGGCGGUGGAGCGCGGUAUCCUCUUCGUCCAGAGCUCAUUGAGUCGACUUUUUACAUGCACGAAGCCACCAACGACUCGUCCUGGUUGCGUGCUGGAGCUCACGUGGUUCAUUCGCUGCAGAAAUACACCAAGACGUCGUGUGGCUAUGCGAGUAUCGCUGAUGUCGAGUCCAAGAAACAAGAAGACUUGAUGCCUUCGUUCUUUCUCUCGGAGACGUGCAAGUAUCUCUAUCUGCUGUUCAACACCACCCAUUUCUUCCGUCAAGGCAACUACGUGAUGACCACAGAGGCACAUCCACUACCGAUCCUUCCGACGAAGCUCGUUGAGCCGAUUUUACGAGCAUCCGACGCUAGCAGUGACGUUUUAAACCACAAUCGGUACUCACCGGACCGUGUUAUGCAGUGCCGAGUACCCAAGUUUUACGAUCUCGUCGACUAUUCGAUUCAUUACGAAGGCAAAGUCGUGGCUCGUACCUCGCGUUGUGUGCCACCAGCGCCAUCACCCGCUAAGCUACUGAAGGCGUCCAAGGCGGUGGCUGAGAAACUGGCAGCAGCAUCUACCGAGACAAGUUCUCUGUCUGAUAUCGAGAAGAUUGCAAUGGCUGCUUCAGAUAACGCCAAACCAACGACAACUAAAGAGAAGAAGUCAGAUACUGGCAGUGUAACGUCGGAUGUGCUUCAGGAAUGGCUCCCAUCGUUGCAGAAGAAGCUCCAAACAAUCGGUGGCAAGAAUUUCGACAACAUGUGGCUUGAGAAGCUGCUGGAAGAGAGCUCUGCCACAUCGAAAAAGCAGCCAGUGAGUGAACAAGGGGGGCAAGCUGUGCAGUAUUUGUAUGGUGGCAACCAGCUCGGUGAGUUCCGCGUUGAGCAACUUCCUGGCAGCGUGCGUGUAACUCGAGAAGAAACCGGUGACUGGAUCGAAGCAUCGGGAGUCCAUGACGCUAACCACAUGAUUGUCGGCUUGGGAUUUAACGAUGGCUCGGACGGAGACGCUGGAGCUGAUUCGUACACUUUCGAUGAACCAAAAAGUGACAAGAUACAUGUAGAGCAAGGAGACGAUUACCAGCCUCCGUUUAUGGCGUGGAACUACGUGUACAAGGUGAACGAGGACUUGACGUUACCCAUGGAUCAGCGCUGUUCACUUCGUGUUCAAGUUGGCUACACACCGUAUCCUGGCGAGCUGCAACACAAUCCACACGAGGCUAAGGGCAAACCGAACGUGUGGCUCACUGUACCUUGUGUAGGUGCUGGUUUCGGUGUCACAAGUACAUUCAAGGCAUCUCGUGCGUUCCCUCAUAGCGAACUGGUUCUGGCUGACCCUUUCGAUGCCUGUAGCGACGUGUCGAACUUAACUGAAGAACAUGUCCGAGGGAAGAUUGUACUCGUCGUGCGAGGCGAAUGUUUCUUCGAAAAGAAAGCACGGAAUGCGGCACACUGGGGCGCUGCAGGUGUCAUCGUUGUGAACACAGAAGAUGACGAUCUCGUGAUGGUUAUGGGAGGGCUGGAAGAGAACAGUGAGGAAGCUAUCGAUGAGCCAUUGGAUAUACCUGUCGUGAUGGUACCUCAGCGUCUUGAAGACCACGAGGAAUCCACGGAGACGGAUCGUUCCCUCGAGUGGAUGGCAGAGCUAACAACAUGA